Molecule: messenger RNA, 2082 nt
Organism: Symbiodinium necroappetens
Lineage: Eukaryota; Dinophyceae; Suessiales; Symbiodiniaceae
Source: the annotation of a GenBank genome assembly
AUGACGGAGCGUUGGCGUGACAUUCUUCAUCAGCUUAGCUCUGAACUCGAGAGACAGUCCGCAAAAUUGCGUGAUCUCGAAAUCGAGAACGAGCGGCUACGCGAAGGUGAAGUUCCAUCGAUAGCAUCUCCAACAACUUCACCUAUUUCUCCAAGACCUGAUGCUUUGAACGUGCUUGAGGAGAGCCAGAACAAGGGCAAUCGGAGUGAGUCGUCAUACAGUGCAGCAUGCCAGUUGUCAGAGGUGAAGCCGUGGACUGGGAACGAUGACCGAGACGAGCAAGAGGGCCCAACCCGGACAAACACGGACGGCAAAGAGAACAGCAAGGACACCGGUGGGGAGCUUGAGUCGACCGAGCCGGUACGAGUUUGGGGCUCAAUGCAGACCUUCGCGGCGAAAGAUCCUGAUGCUAUCUUGAAGGCCAAGUUCGCACAAAUGCGCACGACCCCAACCGCCAACUACGAGAGGAAGCCUUGGUAUGUGGUGAAUCCACAGAGGAGUAACAAGUUUGCGGCAUGGCAAGUGGUGACCAUGGGCGCCUUAGCCUUCGUUGUAAUUGUGGUCCCCUACCAGGUUGGCCUCUUGGAACUAGUCCAGUGGGAUCUCCUCCUUACUCUUAGUACGCUCGUGGACUUUAUCUUUCUGAUCGACGUGUUCCUCCAGUUCGUUACGAUGUACCCUCGCACAACUCCGCGAGGAAUCGUGUGGGAGCAGAGGGUUAGCAAGAUAGCUUGGCACUACAUGACAUCGUGGUUUGCUCUGGACUUCAUCACCUUGAUCCCCUUUGACAUCUUUGAGCUUACCUUCCAGGCAGAUGAUGUCGGCCUAGGCAAGGCUAGCAAAGCAAUUCGAGCUCUCCGACUCUUGAAGCUCAUGCGAAUUCUCAAAACCUCACGAUGGCUUCACAAGAUUGAGAUAGCUAUUUCGAUCCCCUACCAGCAGUUUGCAUUGUUCCGCUUCUUGCUCAUCUUGUGCAUGGUUUGCCAUUGGCUGGCGUGCAUAUGGGCUAUGACGUUGCAGUUGGGCGAAACAGACAAGCCACAGUGGAUCAACGACAUCGAAGCCAUCGACCGCUUCUUCGGGAUCGAAACCCGCAAAGAUCCUAUGCGCACCUACAUCAGCUCCCUCUACUUCUGCACCUACACGAUGACUUCCGUCGGUUACGGUGACAUUGGACCGAAGAACAUCAUUGAACGUUGCGUGUGCACGCUCAUUGUCCUUACGGCGGGAUUGUGCUGGGCCUAUGUGCUGGGAGAAGUUUGUGCGAUCGUCAGUGACAUGAAUGCUGAGAGCCAGGGCUUCCGCAAGAAGAUGACAGAGCUCAACAGAAUGAUGAAAGAACAAGGUUUGCCAUAUGAUCUGCGCUGCCGAAUGAGGAGCUUCUUCCUGCAGAACCGCCACCAGGCUCUCUACAUCACCCGCCAGAAGUUGAGGGAGUCAAUGAGCCCGCAGUUGCAGUCGGAGAUUAGCACGGCAGCAAACCUUCCGUGGAUCUCGAAGGUGCCAUUCCUGGAGAAGUUCAUGGAUUUCAUAGAUUCAGAGACGGCACAAGGAAAGGAAACCGAUGUCUACAGGGCGUGCAUCGCCGACGUGUCGCGGGAGUUGUCCUGCGGAGCUUUCGCACAGGGAGAGAAGUUCGACAACAUGCAGGUGCUCUACAUCGUCUCCAAAGGCAUCGUUGCACUUAACAACAGGGUUGGCACCAACGGGGCCGUGUGGGGUGAAGACUUCGUCCUGUCCGACAUGAGCCUCAUCCGCAACGUGAGGGGUUGUGCCUUGACCUACCUUGAAGUGCUCUACCUGACCCGGGAGAAAUUCAUGAAAGUGGUGGAGAAGCGGACACGCACUUGCCCAGAGUUGGGAAUCAUCGUCAGGCAGUUCACCGUCCGCCUGGCAGUUCGCAGAGGCUUUGUUGCAGCAGCCAAGAUUAAGGAAGAAGAAUGGCAAGCGAAACAACUGGCCAUCACAAAGACUGUGUCGUUGAGGUCCAAGCUAUCCCAUUAUGCGCCUCUCCCACCAGAAAUUCCAGACACGAAGGCAAUCCGGCCAAACGGAAGUUUACCAGGCUCCCUCGAGGAUUGA